AUGGUAAACAAAGCUAGUAGAUGUUCUAAAAAGUUCAUAAACUUAAUCACAUCUAAGCAUACAGAUAUGAACUGUAAUCAAGCUGAAGUCAAAUGUUUUCAGAUGUUAGGCAUGUGCCGCGUCAGACGAGGUCCACAUGGGCGAGUGCGAUACAGAGCUCCUUGUAUGAUCGCCUCGACGGCUAUAUCUGUUCGCGCACGUGGCGCCCGCGCAGGGCGGCCCGCCCCAGUACAGAGUUAA
Molecule: messenger RNA, 240 nt
Organism: Arctia plantaginis
Lineage: Eukaryota; Metazoa; Arthropoda; Insecta; Lepidoptera; Erebidae
Source: the annotation of a GenBank genome assembly